Tribolium madens (black flour beetle) is the source of this 1529-nucleotide messenger RNA. Its product is annotated as protein HGV2-like. Gene Ontology annotation, molecular function: histone binding. Gene Ontology annotation, biological process: CENP-A containing chromatin assembly; DNA replication-dependent chromatin assembly. The coding region runs from base 276 to 1406 and encodes 376 amino acids. The record is from RefSeq and is a predicted model, not a curated record. Lineage: Eukaryota; Metazoa; Arthropoda; Insecta; Coleoptera; Tenebrionidae. Gene Ontology annotation, cellular component: nucleoplasm. The transcript is spliced from 4 exons.
GAGCACAUAAGAUGGAAGUUAUUUUAGCAAAAGUUUGAAUUUCUAAAGAGAAAAUUCUAAAGCGAGUUUAGUAAUUUUUUUAUAAUAACGGUUGCCGAUUUUGAUACGCAGCUGUCAUCUGUCAUUUAAUUUUUAACAGUUAGGCGCCUUUUUGUGUCAUUCAUAAUUAUAAAACUUUGUAAAAAUCUGUUAAUAACAACACAGUGUUAUCUUUUUAUAUUUUUGUUAAGAAUUGGUGUUUUUUUGUUGUUUGCAGUAACCGGACGUUGUGAGAGAUGGCUGAUGUUGCAUUAGAUCCUCAGAAUUCCAACCCAAAAGAACUGUUUGGUCAAGGGGUUCGAGCUUACGUCUUGCAGGAUUUUGAGACCGCUGUUCGGGCUUUCAGCAAGGCUAGUGAGCUUUUGGCCGCUGAGCAUGGAAGCGAUAUUCAUGAUUCUCUCGGUGAUGUUUAUCUCUAUUAUGGCAAGUCUUUGUUAGAAUUGUCGAGGAAAGAAAGUGGACCAUUGGGAGAUGGUGUUUUGAAAAACGUGGAAGAAGAGUCAGAGUCGGAAGAAGUGGAAGAAAACGAAGCUGGAGAGGAAGAGGAGACCAAACCAGUCAAUGGAGAGGCGACCAAGACUGAGGAAAAUAAAACUGAAGAAGAAACGGGUAAAAACAAACCAUCAGCUGAAGGAGAAGGGGAUAAAAAAGACGACAAACCAUCAACUGAAGAAGAAACGGAUAAAAAAGACGACAAACCACCGGCUGAAGAAAGUGGAAGUUCCGAAGAAAAGAAAGAAGGUGAGGAAACCGAAGAUGAGUUAACGGAUCUUCAAGUAGCGUGGGAAGUCUUAGAAUUAGCUAAACGUAUUUUCACUAAUCGGGGUACCGAAGGGAAGAAAAACCUAGCGGAAACUCUAAUUGUUCUCGGGGAGAUAUCUCUAGAAAGUGGUAAUUUUUCCUCGGCUAUCGAAGACAUGACCCAGGGACUAGAAAUCCAAAAAAACAUUUUCGGAAAUGACAGUCGCACUAUAGCAGAAACCUGUUACAAAUUAGGAGGGGCGUACUCAACCAAUGGCCAGAUCGACGAAGCUGUCGCAAGUUUUAACUCUUCAUACGAAUAUUUACAAAACAAAAUCACCAGUUUGAAAAAAGAUGAGAACAAAGAGUCCAAUAGUGAAGAAAUCGAAGAGCUCAAUAGUCUUAUUCCUGAAAUUCAAGAAAAGAUUGCUGAUAUGAAAAAUUUGAAAAGCGAGAUUGCUAAUAAAGUGACCUCUUCUAUUGAAGAUGAGACUGCCCCAAAAACAAACGGGAAUGCAGGAGCUUCGUCAUCGAAACAAGUGAAUGAUAUCUCCCAUUUGGUAAAACGUAAGAGAAAGGAGGAAGAGCCCCAGGAAGAAAAUCCAGCCAAAAGGCCUUCGCCCUAGACAUUUGGUUUCAGCUAGGCAUUAAAAUUGAACUGUGUGUAUUAUAUCUAGGUCAAGUUCGUAUUGGUAAUAAAUUGUUCUUUGUGUUUCUCUUUUCUUACUUUAAUAAAUUAUUUUUUCAUA